This is a messenger RNA of Aspergillus campestris IBT 28561, 1055 nucleotides long. RefSeq names its product putative ADP-ribosylation factor (gene arfA). The transcript is spliced from 4 exons. Gene Ontology annotation, molecular function: GTPase activity; GTP binding. Gene Ontology annotation, biological process: intracellular protein transport; vesicle-mediated transport. NCBI's taxonomy places the organism in Eukaryota, Fungi, Ascomycota, Eurotiomycetes, Eurotiales, Aspergillaceae. The record is from RefSeq and is a predicted model, not a curated record. Bases 381 to 935 code for a protein of 184 amino acids. Gene Ontology annotation, cellular component: plasma membrane; cytoplasm.
ACUGUUUUGUCUUCGCCGUUGCCCUUGAUUCUUGAAUCGCAUACUCCCCCCUCCGUCGACUCGCCUGUAUUGUUUCCCCCCUCUCUGCGCCCACUCCGUGUAUGCGGUAACCCCUGAUUGUUCUGGUCAUUGGGCCUUUUUUUGGGUUUAUUCUGGCCCUCUGCCCACUCUGCAGGCCUCUUUUCCCCGGCUUCGGUUAUCGUGCACCCUUGACUGCUUUCUUCUCUCCCCCCUUAUAUACCACGGGUGUUUCUGUUUACUGCUUUUCGCUCUUCCGUCCAUCUGGCUAUUAUCGAACAACAAAACAUUUCGACUAUUGAUUAUUCUGACACCGCUUUUUUCCCUUCCAGUCCUCGAACUACAUCCUCGCCACCGCCAAUAUGGGUCUCACUUUCUCGCGGCUGUUCGAUCGUCUGUGGGGCAGAAAGGAGAUGCGAAUCCUCAUGGUCGGUCUCGAUGCUGCCGGUAAAACCACCAUCCUGUAUAAGUUGAAGUUGGGUGAAAUCGUCACCACCAUCCCUACAAUCGGUUUCAACGUCGAGACCGUCGAGUACAAGAACAUUCAGUUUACCGUGUGGGAUGUCGGUGGACAGGACAAGAUCCGUCCUCUCUGGAGACAUUACUUCCAGAACACCCAGGGUAUCAUCUUCGUCGUCGAUAGCAACGAUCGGGAUCGUAUCGUCGAGGCCCGGGAAGAGCUGCAGCGCAUGCUGAACGAAGAUGAACUCCGUGAUGCCCUCCUCCUUGUCUUUGCCAACAAGCAAGAUCUGCCGAACGCCAUGAGCCCCGCCGAGAUCACCCAGCAGCUUGGUCUGCAGAGUCUCACCCGCCGUCCCUGGUACAUCCAAUCCACCUGCGCCACCACUGGUGACGGUCUGUACGAGGGUCUGGAGUGGCUCGCCGAGACGCUCCGCAAAACGAACCGGGACAGCUAGACUGUUGUUAUGUCAUUAGAAGGAUGAUCUGGAUGGUUGACUGGGAGUUGGGGAUGAUGAAUGGAGAACCGGGGCUGGCAACGACACCCCGUGUAGGGCAGGAAAUGCUACGUGGCGGUG